AAAAAAACCUAGUGAGAGUGAGAAAAUGAUAAUUCUUUUUGAAUUAUUAAUUGGUUUCUUUUUAUUCGGUUAUUUUAAUCGUUCUUUAAUAUUUGCGAGGUUGGAGAGUCUGUUUCGUUGAUUGAACGAGGUUAAGGGUUGGAUUAGGUUCUGUGGGGUGACGUUGUUUGGUGUACUCGUAGUCUGAAAAAAAUAUGGCAGUUGAGAAUUCUAAAAUAGCAAAGGAUGUUACUGAAUUGAUUGGUAAUACUCCAUUGGUAUAUCUCAAUAAAGUUGUGGAUGGAUGUGUUGCACGUAUCGCUGCCAAACUGGAGAUAAUGGAACCCUGCUCUAGUGUGAAAGACAGGAUUGGUUAUAGCAUGAUUACGGAUGCUGAAGACAAAGGCCUUAUCAAACCUGGAAAGAGUGUCCUCAUCGAGCCAACAAGUGGUAACACAGGCAUAGGAUUAGCUUUCAUGGCAGCAGCUAAGGGUUACAGGCUUAUCAUUACGAUGCCUGCUUCAAUGAGUCUUGAAAGAAGAAUCAUCCUCCGAGCUUUUGGAGCUGAGUUGGUUCUUACAGACCCAGCAAAGGGAAUGAAGGGAGCUGUUCAGAAGGCUGAAGAGAUAAUGGCUAAGACACCCAAUGCCUACAUGCUUCAGCAGUUUGAAAACCCUGCCAACCCAAAGAUACAUUAUGAAACCACUGGACCAGAGAUAUGGAAAGGCUCAGGAGAGAAAGUAGAUGCUCUAGUUUCCGGUAUUGGUACAGGUGGUACUAUAACAGGUGCAGGGAAAUUUCUUAAAGAGAAGAAUCCCAACAUAAAGCUUUAUGGGGUGGAACCAGCUGAAAGUCCUGUCCUAUCUGGAGGGAAGCCUGGUCCUCACAAGAUCCAAGGUAUAGGGGCUGGUUUCAUCCCUGGUGUUUUGGAAGUGAAUCUCAUUGAUGAAGUCAUUCAGAUAUCAAGUGAUGAAGCAAUUGAAACUGCAAAGCUUCUUGCACUGAAAGAAGGUUUACUUGUGGGAAUAUCAUGUGGUGCUGCUGCUGCUGCUGCAAUUAAGAUAGCAAAAAGACCAGAAAAUGCUGGAAAGCUCAUUGUUGUGGUUUUUCCAAGCUUCGGAGAAAGGUAUCUUUCCUCUGUACUGUUUGAGUCGGUGAGACGGGAAGCUGAAAACAUGACUUUUGAGCCUUGAGCUCCUCUCUUGGUCAAAGCUUCUUUCAUUCGCUAGACCACUGAAUGUUUGAUUAAUCAACGGAAUAUUUAGAGAAAGUUUUCGUUUUUUGGUUCGGUUUUUUGCACUCCAAAAUGAAAAGAUCGAUGAAAAUUUUAGUUAUGCAAUAAGCAUGCAAGUGAAUAUUUAAGAUAUUCAAUAUUUUAGGUUCCCAAGCUUCA
This is a messenger RNA of Ziziphus jujuba (common jujube), 1372 nucleotides long. Its product is annotated as cysteine synthase. Gene Ontology annotation, molecular function: cysteine synthase activity. The transcript has 11 exons. Bases 195 to 1172 code for a protein of 325 amino acids. The record is from RefSeq and is a predicted model, not a curated record. Lineage: Eukaryota; Viridiplantae; Streptophyta; Magnoliopsida; Rosales; Rhamnaceae. Gene Ontology annotation, cellular component: cytoplasm.